Penicillium cataractarum is the source of this 483-nucleotide messenger RNA. RefSeq lists its product as uncharacterized. The record is from RefSeq and is a predicted model, not a curated record. Lineage: Eukaryota; Fungi; Ascomycota; Eurotiomycetes; Eurotiales; Aspergillaceae. The transcript is spliced from 2 exons. The coding region runs from base 1 to 483 and encodes 160 amino acids.
AUGAAGCCUGUUGUUACUGGCGAAGUGCACCGCCGCCAGGACGUGAUAAAAUCCGGCCUCGGCUUCCUCUUCUACAAUGGCGCGAACCAAGUGAUCUAUGAUACCUGCGAGCUUGUCUGGGACUCUGCCGAUCUUCUGACGAAGCCAGUUACCAAGGAGAACCAGAUGGCGGUCUUCGGAAUAAGAGGGAUUGUCGAGCGACCCGGUGUUGUCCAGUAUCGCUUCCAGUUUCGAUUCAUGAUCGAGCAUUUUGAGCCGCCGUGCUACUGGCUAAGUGUGGAAGUCCAUGGUCCCAUGGACGGACAUUCAAGAGGCAUUAGUGUCAACCUGAUUCGGGAUAUCCCCGGUGGGAAGCCCUCUGACCAGGAAUACUUUGAAGAUGCCAUUCAAAACCUUACAAAUUCGGUCCGAAUCCUGGGGGUUGACGGCGCUAUUCGUCUGUUCAUGAUGUCCUGGAAGUUCAUGAAUGGCAAUUUGGAGUGA